Molecule: messenger RNA, 1076 nt
Organism: Calidris pugnax (ruff)
Lineage: Eukaryota; Metazoa; Chordata; Aves; Charadriiformes; Scolopacidae
Gene: RPL6
Product: ribosomal protein L6
Exons: 7
Coding region: 151-1035 (294 amino acids)
Biological process (GO): translation
Cellular component (GO): ribosome
Molecular function (GO): structural constituent of ribosome
Source: RefSeq, a predicted model, not a curated record
CCCCCGGUGACCCGGGACUGCCCCGGGCUGCGCCGGACGCAAGCGGACUACAAGUCCCGGCGUGCUCCGCGGCCGGCGCGGUGACGUCAGACGCCGCGCUCUCUUUAGGCCGCUCGUACCCGGAUGUAGGUCCCUUUCCCUCCCCGGAAGAUGGCGGGCGAGAAGGCGCCCAGUGAGAAGAAGGCAGCCGGUGAGAAGAAGCCAGCCAAGAAGAAGCCAGCUGAGAAGAAGCUGGCUGCGCAGAAGCCAAGCCAGGGACAAGUAGGUGAGAAGAAGAAGAAGGCCAAGAGGCAUCAUGCCAGCCGCAACCCCGUCCUGGCCCGAGGAAUCGGGAGAUAUUCCCGCUCAGCCAUGUACGCCAGAAAAGCACUGUACAAGCGCAAGUACACUGCUCCGGAAACAAAGAUAGAAAAGAAGAAGAAGGAGAAGCCACGCGCGACCAUCACCAAGCCAGUUGGUGGAGACAAGAAUGGAGGCAGCCGCGUUGUUAAAAUCCGCAAAAUGCCCAGAUAUUAUCCCACUGAAGAUGUUCCUCGCAAGCUUUUGAGUCACGGCAAGAAGCCCUUCUGCCAGCACAAGAGGCGGCUGCGGGCCUCCAUCACUCCCGGGACUGUUCUCAUCCUUCUGACUGGUCGCCACAGGGGCAAGCGCGUCGUCUUCUUGAAGCAGCUUGAUACUGGCCUCCUGCUUGUUACAGGACCUUUGGCUAUCAAUCGUGUUCCUCUGCGUAGGGCCCAUCAGAAAUUUGUUAUCGCUACAUCUACAAAGGUUGAUAUCUCUGGAGUGAAGAUCCCCAAGCAUCUCACUGAUGCAUACUUUAAGAAGAAGAGGCUGCGUAAGCCCAAGCAUCAGGAAGGCGAGAUCUUCGACACUGAAAAAGAAAAAUACGAGAUAACGCAGCAGCGCAAGACGGACCAGAAGGCAGUGGAUUCCCAGGUCCUCGCACAAAUCAAGAAGGUGCCUCAGCUCCGUGGGUACCUGCGUUCUACCUUCUGUCUCUCAAAUGGAGUCUAUCCUCACAAAUUGGUGUUCUAAGUGUUCUGAAAGCACCACAUUAAAUUUGAAAGGAAAAAAAA